AAGUCUACUUUCAUCAUUGUUGCUAUUUACUAAAUGCUGAUUACAGAUAACUCAUAGCCGCACCACACAAUUCAUUUUGAAAAACAGACAGGUGCAAGUUCUUAUUGCGUUCAGGUAAUCAAUUAUUAAUCUUAACCUUCGUUCCCACAAAACAUUUUUCUCAUAUUUACCAACAAACAGCAGCAAAACUAAAAAGGCGGGAAGUGUGAGCAGAAUUAAUGUCGACUGUGGGGGAGACGGUGGAUGGGGUGGAGUAUGGGGAAGUGAUGGCCUACAUUAUCAUCGGGGUACUCUGCUUCCUGUUGCUUCUUCUAAUUGCACUCAUUCUCGUCAACAUUCGAAUUACCAGAAAACACAAAGCAUUUGAAGAAAGCAUCAGAAAUCCCACUCAAACAUCUUCAAUUCAGGAUCACUCCUAUGACGAAAGAGAUCAAGACAUGCAAACUACGGCCGCAGGAGGAUCCAUAAAUGAUCCUCCUACAAUUAGACAUUCUGAAAUGAAUGACGAUUCUUUGUCAGUAGAAUUUCACGCAAACCCGUCAUCUUCAAUUAAUAUUCAUACAGAAUCAAAAGGUCCAGUCACGUUUUCUAAUGAAGACUGCAAUGUAGUAAGUCGUGAAAACUUGCCCGAUCACGUUGCUGGAAGGUCAAAUUCGCUGACAGUAGGUGAAGAUUCGAAGAAAGCACCCAAGCUAUACAAAAGAAGAGCUUCAGGUCGAUUACGAUUUGAAAAUCCAGAUGCGCCGGUUGAAAUUGGGGACGUUGAAUUAAUCGAAACCAGCAACCAUGGGGUUCUGAAUGAUCCUCAAAGUGAAGGGUUGGAUAAUGAUGGCUUUGAAGCAGAUGAAGUUCUUGCCAGUGACACAGAGACAAUACAACUUUGAUAAUAUUUUGAUGUUUUAGCU
Symsagittifera roscoffensis is the source of this 905-nucleotide messenger RNA. RefSeq lists its product as uncharacterized. NCBI's taxonomy places the organism in Eukaryota, Metazoa, Xenacoelomorpha, Acoela, Convolutidae. The coding region runs from base 219 to 884 and encodes 221 amino acids. The transcript is spliced from 3 exons. The record is from RefSeq and is a predicted model, not a curated record.